AAAUUGUGAAAAGUAGUCGAACCUUGUGAUGUCUCUGAGUAGUUUGGUUGCUGAUACUCUGUCCAAGCACUUGGAUAAGUUUUUCCAAGAUAUCAAUCGUGACCAGCUACACUUCCACUUAUGGCGUGGUAAAGUGAGUUUAUCCCACGUAAAGUUGAAGACUUCUCUAUGGAAUAGUCUUGUUAGUCCACUUGGUUUUGUGUUACAACAAGGAAUGGUCGACUCUUUGGAACUCUCGUUAUUUCAGUCACAAACUUCGAUAACUCUGAAAGGUCUGCAUCUCAAGUUCCAACAGGCACCGUUACAAGACCAGAAAAGUUCAUGGUCUGAAACUAUAUACAAUGAAAGUGUAUUUAUAUUUUCAGGAUUGGAAUGGAACAAAACUUUAUCCUUGUGGAAGACAGAGCUUGGCUCCUUUCUAGCAGCCUUGGUGUCGUUGACUGUAGAGGACAUUAGAGUAGAGUUGGAAUAUUCACAUUGUGGACACUAUAACCAGUUGAGAUUGUUUAUAGAUAAGUUGCAGAUUUUGGAAAGGGAAGCUGAUUCUAUUCCUUUGGAGCAUAGUGCUGAAGUAGACAUCGAUCUUGGCCUUGAGGUUUCGAAGCUGGUCUUAUUACAACAAUUUGAGUUAUAUCACUUACAACUUGAGCAUAAUAUUAGUAAUAUUAUUUGUUCACUUGCUUCAUGUCGCUUAGAGUUGGAUGCGAUGAUACAAGUCCAAGAAUUUUCCAUGUCUUGUUCCAUUGUUUGUUCAUCACCUUUGCAGUUUUAUUUGGAUUGGAAUGUUAUCGAAAGUUUAUGGAAUCUUCUUGAGGCGUGUCAAUAUUAUCAAAGAGCUAUGGAUAAGUGUCAAGCCAAACAUUUCAUUCUUUAUGCUGAGAAAGAUACGAUGGAAAGGUCUUCAGCAAUGGUUGCCAAGUGGAAAUGGAUUACUCAUUUUAUGAUUUUGUAUUACGUGCGUCCAAUGAGGAAAUAUUAUCGUAUAUUUCGUGCUUGUUGUUUUCGUUGGUUGAGAUUGAAUAUAUUACAAGAUGAGGUUGAAUAUUAUCGAUUGAGUUCCUCACAGAUUUUUUUCUUACAGAGAAUGGAGAGACGAUAUCCUAAACAAUGUAUGUCUUAUUUACGACAUUUGAGAGAAUUGGCAGUUUCCAAUGAACAAGAUUGUCGUCGUGUAUUUUCCUUAUUGGAUGAAGAGUAUUUGAAAGGAUUGUUUAGUCUUAGUUGCUUCUUUCGAAGUAGCUCUUGGCAUCCUUUAAUGUCAAAACCAACUCUAGCUAUGAUAUGUCGUUUGGAAGAAGGAGUUGAUGUUCAUUUCAAAGAUAAGAUUCUAGAAUUGGAUUUGCAUUUGAGUAAUUGUUAUUUGGAGUGGCUAAGUAAUGAGAGAGAACAAAAGUGGAUAGCGAAUAGUCGUUCUGUUUGUCUUUCUGUAUUUUUGGAUCAUUCAUUCUCCUCACCAAGAAAAGGUCAAAGUGUUUGGAAUCUAAUAGAUUCUAGUGACACUUUUUCUAGUUGGAUACAAUUGGAAUAUAGAUUGGAACAUCAAGAACCUUUUUAUGGCUAUUUCAUGUUAGAACUUUGUGGUAUACGAGUUCGUUUGAAUCCUGCUGUGUUUCGGAAAGAGGAGAGCAAAGAAGAUUCUGUUAUCUUUUUGAUCCGGAAAAUGAAGAGGAUGGAUCCUUUUAACCAACUUAUUUGGAAUGCUUUAUCUUGCUAUCAACCUCGUUCAUCCUUGGACUGGUUUAUGGAGAGAGGUGCUAUUCUGAUCCAGUUCCGUUGUUGGGAUAUUAUAUGUAUGAGUUCUUACAAAGGAGAUUCGAUGGAAGCUUUAAGUAUGUCUUGGAACACUUUAGAGUUGCAAAGACUGGGUUUCUCUAUCCAUGAAGAAGAGAAUUUGUCGAGUUUUGGUGGAAUUCAAUCUACUGUAGAUGCUCUUUGUAUUGUUCACCUUUGGGAAUCACAUGGAAAUAGCGAAAGUCAAUCCAUGUCAAGAACUUUAGUGCGUUUUGAUUGUCCUAUUGAAUUGAUUUGGUCAAGAGAUGAGAAAGAGAACUUGGAAACUUUUCAGUGUGUCAUUGAUCAAUGGCAAGUUUCUAUGGUGUCGGAAGAUUGGUUAUUAUUAUGGCACUGUUUGCAACAAGAUUAUGAAAUAUUCUAUUUACCAUUGGAUAUAAUCGAACCCGAUCAUUUGCCUUGUUGAACCUUCGACAUGGAAACAACGCAGAUAUCUGAGUACC
Molecule: messenger RNA, 2234 nt
Organism: Galdieria sulphuraria
Lineage: Eukaryota; Rhodophyta; Bangiophyceae; Galdieriales; Galdieriaceae
Exons: 4
Coding region: 29-2197 (722 amino acids)
Source: RefSeq, a predicted model, not a curated record